Messenger RNA from Naegleria fowleri, 510 nucleotides. RefSeq lists its product as uncharacterized. The coding region runs from base 1 to 510 and encodes 169 amino acids. NCBI's taxonomy places the organism in Eukaryota, Heterolobosea, Eutetramitea, Acrasida, Naegleriidae. The transcript has a single exon. The record is from RefSeq and is a predicted model, not a curated record.
AUGACAGAUAAGCUUGCUCAUAUGACUUUGACCACCAAUAUUGGCACAAAAGCCUACUACCGUUAUGUUGAAGUUGUAGAAACAAUUUCUAAAUCACUUGUUCAGAACGAAAACAUGCAUAAUGUAAUCACAAAGGCAAAACCGAAUCAACAAGGUAUUGAUGGAUUUUUGCCUGUAUUUGUUUCUGGUGGGAGGAAAGUGUUAUUUGUAGUUCAAAAUAAGUUUAUGAAUGAUGAUUCACAAAUAAGGACACUCGAACCCAAACAAUUAUGUGAUUAUUAUAACAAGGCACUAUUGGAUAUUGAAGGUUAUGAUAUUUACCCAGUAAUUUUUUCGAGAAAAAAAGUCUCUGAUAACACAGCCAAAAGUGUUAGAACAGGAAUAAUUCCAACUUCAAAAGAGACACCAUGUCCUAAAUUAAUUUUGGUUUCUGGAGAUUGUUUUGAUGCCUUUUUCCAUCCAUUCAUUGCCAACAUUCUCAAACUUAGGGAAAAAUCUUAUGAGGAGUAA